AUGAUGGAUGACGUCAUGGUGUUGAGCGCCUCUUUCGUUCCGUCUCCAUUCCAGUCAAACGUCAGCUCGACGACCAUGGAUCUCGAGAAGCAGCACGUUCUCAUCACCGGCGGCUGCGGCUUUCUUGGCCGGCACAUUGUUUCCGCCUUCCUCUCCCAGUACCCAUCGCACCAAUACACCGUCGUAGACACCAGCUCGCCUUGGUCACUCCCAACUUGCUCCAAUGUGCAUUUCCUUCAAGUCGAUAUCUGCGACCAAGAAGCCGUCCGGCGUUCCUUCACCACCGCACGCCCUACCGCUGUCGUGCACAGCGCUGGCAUCGUCCCAGCCGGCGCGUCACGGUACCGCCAACGGGACCGCCGGCGCGUGUUCGAGGUGAAUGUAGACGGCACUCGGAACGUCUUGGAGGCGGCCAAGGAGUGUUCUAGCGUGAGGGCAUUCGUGUACACGAGCAGCAGCACCGUGUUGGGUGACGAUCUGAGCCGGGAGGUGCCCAACGCAGAGGAAGAGUUCGAAGACGUGCGAAGGAAGAGGUGGAUAUACGGAGAGUCGAAGGCGCACGCCGAAAACAUCGUCCUUUCCGCAAAUUCCCCUUCUUUACCACGGCCCUUCCUCACCACCGCUCUCCGGCCCUCCGUCCUCUUCGGUCCGGGCGACACAAACCUCAUCCCCGCCAUCCAUGCCCUCGUCGCCACCCGCGCCGCCACCGCCGUCACCCUCGGCUCUGGCUUCAAUCUCUACGACAUUACCUACGUCACCAACGCCGCCGACGCCCACGUCCUCGCUGUGCAGAAUCUCUUGCUGGCUGCAUCGCCCUUCAACCACGACGGUGUUGAUCGAGGCCCUCCUUCCGCCGCCGGCCUCCCCGUCUUCAUCACCAACACCUCGCCCAUCCCCUUUCGCGACUUCUGCCGCGCCGUGUGGGCCCAGUUCGGACACUACCCGCCCUUCGAGGUGCGUGUGCCCGUCCCCGCGGCCAGAGCGCUGGGCAGCCUUGCGGACGCCGUUUCUUGGGCCUUGAGCGGCGGCGGCUUGUGGUUGGGUCCGAGCUUCAGCCUGUCGAGAGGCGCGGUCGAGGACGCCGUGGGCGUGAGAUACGCGAGCGGCAAGAGGGCGAGGCAUGUGCUGGGUUAUGUCCCUGAAGUUGGAUUGGCACAGGGGGUGAGGCUGGCUUGUGAGGUGAGUUGA
Molecule: messenger RNA, 1188 nt
Organism: Lasiodiplodia theobromae
Lineage: Eukaryota; Fungi; Ascomycota; Dothideomycetes; Botryosphaeriales; Botryosphaeriaceae
Product: Nad dependent epimerase
Exons: 2
Coding region: 1-1188 (395 amino acids)
Biological process (GO): steroid biosynthetic process
Molecular function (GO): 3-beta-hydroxy-Delta5-steroid dehydrogenase (NAD+) activity
Source: RefSeq, a predicted model, not a curated record